Messenger RNA from Exophiala spinifera, 2028 nucleotides. RefSeq lists its product as uncharacterized. Lineage: Eukaryota; Fungi; Ascomycota; Eurotiomycetes; Chaetothyriales; Herpotrichiellaceae. The transcript is spliced from 4 exons. The record is from RefSeq and is a predicted model, not a curated record. Bases 1 to 2028 code for a protein of 675 amino acids.
AUGCAGUUCUCAUUUUCGACCUUCUCCCUCACCCUCCUCUUACUUACAUCCUCCGGCUCUUCUUCACCAUUAUGGCCUAACGCUGCAGUCCCGGCCGACGCCCACCCAACAAUCCCCAGCAGCGUCUAUAGUUCCAACGCUGAGCCAUAUGCUGUACAACCACGCUCUCCGGCAAGCACAUCUGUAGACCCCAACGACGUAACGGGAACGACAUGUGACGAUCCGACCGUCUCUCUCAAUUCUCACGAUACAAAUGUCGCUGUACUCUCGAUAUGCGGCGGUAUCGCGGGAUCGAUCCAGAAAUGCGGAGGCAAUCCUCAAACCACAGUUGGCGCCUCAGGCACAUCCAAGUUCACACUUACCCCGGUAACCCAAGGGGCGACGUUGAACGUCAGCAAAGGCCGUUGGGAGAGAUGUGUCAGGGCAGCGCAGGCAGUCUGCCCGACGGGGACCUUCACCAGCACAUGCAUUGGUGGGUAUGCGGUGAGUGUCGCUGGCAAUGUACCUGCGAUUCUCGACGUGUAUGCUAAUGCAGUGCCUGUUCUAGAAGAUCGCCUCUGGUCUCUUAAGCAGUUCAACCACCACCUCGAAACGUGGAGAAUGAGUACUCGAGCAUCGCCCACGCGUCGCGUUCUGGGCGACAAAGAUCCCAACGUGCUGCUGUCCCCGACAAAGACAAAAGCAAGCCUAGACGGUGCUCUCAGCCCUCGGCCGCUGAAGCGCCUCGCGUCUCCCAUCAGUCCCCGAGCGGGACAGAAACGAAAGAUUGUCGAAAAAUACAAUGAGGAGACGGACGACUCGCAGCGGACGAGCAGCUCUCACCUCUUAUCCCAGCAUGUCGAUGUACUGAGCGAUGGGCCCUCGGAGCACCAAGACGCGGCCUCUCAGUCUUCUUCCACGGGCCAACACAAGUCCACACCAAACACGGCCUUCACAUCCUUUUACGUCUCGCAAGAAGAACCUCCACAACUGGAAUCCGAGUUCCAAAUCCACGACGAACCAAGCCAGCAGACAUUGGACAAGAUGCACGCGGUAUCAUUCACACAAAGUACCUCUCAGAUGGUGCCUCUCGACCACCCUACGUUCAACCAAGAGCCAUCCCAGGCCAGCCUGAGCAUGUCCAGCCUCAUCGACUUUGAAAACAACCUCUCAUCCCAAAGUGAUGGCACGCAAAUGCCCGAGGAGGUCGAUACCGUAGAACCGCCUCCCGCUCCACCGCCCAAACCCAAAGAAGAUCCCCGGAAGGAGAUGCUGCUCGAAAAAGCAGAGACACUCCGUACUCGACUACAACUAGCCAUCUACAAGAUCCAGACAAACCAAAUCUCCAAACCCUUCUGGCAACUCACAGUCCCCAAACACAAACAACUGCCAUCUUCGCCAGAGAUACGUGCAGCCGCACUAUCGUCGUCAUCACCACGAGGAUCGUCGUCAACUCUACGACCCAGGUCUGUCCAUCGACCAGCAUCGUCGCCCCUCAGCCCUGAAUCGCGCGUCGCCAUAGCGCGCGCCAGAGCGACCAUGGACCGCAAACCGCGCGUUAGACCUCUGGAGAGCCUGGUCGUGCCGACCAUUACCCCCACGGCGUUUUCAGCGAGGUGGGCUGACGCUGAAGAGAGCCAGCUGGGCGAGGACAUGCCAAGCAGCCCUCCAGCAGCAGAAACGUCGUCCGAGGGCGAGGGUGAGGGCGAAGACAAGGAUGUAGACGAGAUGAGAGCGCACGAGAACCCGACAGGCGAUUACUCUUCUGAGCAGCAGCCGCAAGCACCGCCGCCAAAGACACCCGACGUGCUUUCGAGGAAGGGGACGAUGGGCCACGGACGCAACCGCGGCAAGGACACCGAAGAAGACAUGGCGUCGCUUCAAAACAGCCAGCUGCGCCCACGGGGCUUGACUAGUAGUGUCAUCAAGGGCGAGGCUGCGAACAGUCUUCUUCAACUUGUUCGAGGAGGAGGAGGAGGAGGAGGAGGAGGAAGCGGCGGCGGGCGCGAUGUAGCCACGUCUUCGGGUGUUGGGAUGUGCGGAUUGUGA